AUGGCUUCAAAAACACCAACUGUAGGAAUUCAUUCUUCUAAAGAAGCAAUCUAUCUGUCUUUACAAGAGGGCUAUGAUUUUGUUGGAGUUAGGUUGAGUACUGAUGCUUUGAAGCAACGCGUAGAGAGUUUAGAACCUUUCGAAAGCGUGCAAGAGUUUUUCGACAGUGAAAUAGCCUACCAUCCAGAAGAAUACGUAAAUAAAGUAGUCGGGCUCACGUCAGAAUGGAUUGAAUUGGAUUCGAACGAUGCCUUGAUAGCUCAGCGGUCUGAAGAAAUUUUAAUGAAAGAGGUUUCCUUUGCCUCUUACUGUGGUCUUGCUAGCGUCCUUUGUAAUGGCCCUAAAUAUGCCGAUAACAUAACGCAAUAUGCUAGAUCAUGCUCGACGAUUUUAAAUUCUAGUUACAAUAUCACUUUGGUUCUUCAAUUUCCAAUUGAAUAUGGCCAGGAAGACCUUUUUGAGAGUUGGAAGAUGUGGAAUAUAGUUCGUACUUCUUGUAAAUACAAUCCUCGAUUACAAGUUGCUCUCGAAUUACCUCCAUCAUGUUCCCCUCCAAUAGAAUUAGUAAACAGAUGGUAUGCUGAGCCCAUUGGUAUGAUCUCCCUAUCUUGCAUGGCUUUUGUUCCAAACCCGACUGGCUACCCUGUAUUGAGUCGUAAGCUUCGAGCCAUCUUUUCUUUAUACCUCAGACUAAAUCCAAAGGUCUUUCUAAGGGAUAGCAAUGUUCCCGAUAAGAUUGGUGAAUCACCCGACUAUAGUAUAUACAUGAAACACCUUUUUGAUACACAGCCUCCAGCUCCCUUGGUUGAGGAAUUUGCCGGCGGGUACAAAGACUAUUUACAGAUUCCAUUACAGCCACUCAGUCAUAACUUGGAAAAUAUCACUUACGAGAUUUUUGAGAGAGAUCCUGUGAAGUAUGCUCAGUAUGAACAAGCGAUUUUCGCGGCCUUAAACGACCGAGAUGCAAAUUCGGUUACGCGCAUUGCUGUGGUAGGUGCGGGAAGAGGCCCUUUGGUCGAUUGUGCUCUUCGGGCAGCUAUAUCAUCUGCACGUACGGUAGACAUGAUAGCAUUAGAAAAGAACCCUAAUGCGUUCGCCAUGCUUUUAUUACGAAACAGACAGGAUUGGGCUGGAAAGGUAACGCUUGUUUUUGGGGAUAUGCGAGAAUGGAAUCCCGAUUAUAAAAUUGAUAUCUUAGUGAGCGAACUAUUGGGAAGCAUGGCAGAUAAUGAGUUAAGUCCAGAAUGCUUGGAUGGUGUCCAGCGAGUGCUGAAUCCAAUUACAGGAAUAAGUAUUCCUUCAUCAUACGCUUCGUACAUCACUCCGAUCAUGUCCCCAAAGCUCUGGUCGGAAGUCCGUAAUAUGAACGAUGCUUCGGCAUUUGCAAGGCAAUACGUUGUUUUAAUGAAUUCCGUUGAUUUUUUGGCACCAAAUGAUGAGUUUCGAUUUCAACCACUUUGGUCAUUUCAUCACCCGAACGACGAGACGAAAUUGUUUUCAAAAAAUCAACAUAAUCGAAGAAAUGCAGCUGUGCGCUUUCAAGCGACUAACCCAGGUGUAUUGCAUGGCUUUGCUGGUUAUUUUGAAGCUACUUUGUACAAAAAUAUCUCGCUCUCCACGUUGCCGACGACAAUGGAAGAAAAGUCUCCGGACAUGUUUUCAUGGUUCCCAAUAUAUAUUCCAAUCGAGAAACCAAUGUACGUUCCCGAAAACAGCCAGCUUCAAUUACACCUAUGGAGAAUGACUGAUGGCGCACGAGUCUGGUUUGAAUGGUCUGCAAAUACAUAUCUGGUAUUGAGGAACGGAAGCCACAUUCAUCUUUCAUCCACUGACAUUCACAAUGCUUCUGGAAGGGGCUUUUCAUACCUCAUGAAUUAA
This is a messenger RNA of Schizosaccharomyces osmophilus, 1878 nucleotides long. RefSeq names its product type II protein arginine N-methyltransferase Skb1 (gene skb1). Gene Ontology annotation, biological process: regulation of DNA-templated transcription; peptidyl-arginine N-methylation. The transcript is spliced from 3 exons. Gene Ontology annotation, cellular component: cytosol; nucleus. The record is from RefSeq and is a predicted model, not a curated record. Lineage: Eukaryota; Fungi; Ascomycota; Schizosaccharomycetes; Schizosaccharomycetales; Schizosaccharomycetaceae. Bases 1 to 1878 code for a protein of 625 amino acids.